Messenger RNA from Nerophis ophidion (straightnose pipefish), 1225 nucleotides. RefSeq names its product hypoxanthine phosphoribosyltransferase 1, like (gene hprt1l). Gene Ontology annotation, biological process: IMP salvage; GMP salvage; guanine salvage. The coding region runs from base 172 to 819 and encodes 215 amino acids. The transcript is spliced from 9 exons. The record is from RefSeq and is a predicted model, not a curated record. Gene Ontology annotation, molecular function: hypoxanthine phosphoribosyltransferase activity; magnesium ion binding. NCBI's taxonomy places the organism in Eukaryota, Metazoa, Chordata, Actinopteri, Syngnathiformes, Syngnathidae.
AGGCAGGGAAAGUGGAUCCUGACGUAACCGGCUUAACUCCCGCCGGAGGAGCGACACCACCCGCCCCCACCUUCAUCAUCACCACCACCACCCCCACCUUCAUCAUCACCACCACCACGCCGACCACGCAGCAUGAGUCCUGGGCUCGGUCUGUGAGACACCGGGGCAGACAUGGCGUCCUACCUGGAGAUCGCCGACGACGAGAAGGGCUACGACUUGGACCUUUUCUGCGUGCCCAGACAUUACGAGACGGAUCUGGACAAGGUGAUCAUUCCUCAUGGACUCAUCAUGGACAGGACCGAGCGCUUGGCCCGCGACAUCGUCCGUGACAUGGGGGGCCACCACAUCGUGGCUCUGUGCGUGCUGAAGGGCGGCUACAAGUUCUUCGCCGACCUGCUGGACUACAUCAAGGCGCUGAACCAGAACAGCGAUAAAUCGGUGCCGCUGACGGUGGACUUCAUCAGAGUGAAGAGCUACAGCAACGACAAGUCCAGCAACAGCGUCAAAGUCAUCGGAGGCGAUGAGCUGUCCAGUCUCUCGGGCAAGCACGUUCUCAUCGUGGAGGACAUAGUGGAGACGGGCAGGACCAUGCAGACCCUGCUCUCCCUGCUCAGUGAGAGCAGACCCCAGAUGGUGAAAGUGGUGAGUCUUCUGGUGAAGAGGACUCCCAGGAGUUCCGGGUAUAGACCGGACUACGUGGGCUUCGAGGUGCCCGACGCCUUCCUGGUGGGCUACGCCUUGGACUACAACGAGUACUUCAGAGACCUCAGUCACAUCUGUGUACUGAACGAGGACGCCAAGGAGAAGUAUAGAGUGUGAAGAAGCUUCGCUGAUCAACCAAUCACUGUGACCAUCCUCCUUCAUUCUUCAUUUUCCUACAUUACCUAAAGAGAAUAUUUAUUCACACGCUUGAUUGGUAUCGUUUGAAGAAGGAGGAAUAUUUUGGUUGUAAUAUUUAUUUUAUGUAUUUGUUGACGUUGAAAGGUUUUACUUGUAAAUGACAUGAAUCUUUACUAAUAUUAUGAAGAGUGUAACAGAACGUUUGCAGCUCAUGACUCAGGCUUCGUGUCCAGUGAGUAGUCUUCUUUGGUUUGCGCACAUGUAAUGUCCACACACUGUAUCAUAUUGACAUUAUGCUAAGUGACUGAUGGAGAACCUGCAUUCUGUCUUGUUUUACUUCACAUUUCAACGUGGGUCUGCAAUAUAAAUCAGUUGAAACAAGGAA